Messenger RNA from Suillus subalutaceus, 2524 nucleotides. RefSeq lists its product as uncharacterized. The record is from RefSeq and is a predicted model, not a curated record. The transcript has 5 exons. Lineage: Eukaryota; Fungi; Basidiomycota; Agaricomycetes; Boletales; Suillaceae. The coding region runs from base 223 to 2298 and encodes 691 amino acids.
GUACUCCGUCGUUUCCCUACAGCCUCAGGCUAUAGCAGGAAGACAUCCUUUUAACCUGCCGAGAUCGCAACUGACAGCGACGGGCUUUCGUUUUUCAUAGACAGAACCAAGGUUCAUACAACUGAUCUUUUGUUUUCGCCUGCAGGCAGGUCAUACUUGACGACCACCACGCGCGACAAAUCAUCGACUGUUUGCUAAAAUAUCUGUUACAUCGAAAAUUCAAUGAGCAAAGUUUCCACUGCAUCUGGAAAGACUCCGACCCCGCUCCCUUCGCAGUCAGCUUGGGCAAAGGGCCCGCCGCAGAGCAAUUCAUCUGCAGCUCCUUCACCGCGAUCGCAGUCUCCCGCUCCUACUCAUGUUGCAUCUCCAAUAGCUAUUUCUCACUCGAGACGUCCAAGUGCGUUAGGCCAGGGCGUGUCCGUAAAAGAUGGCGUCUCAGUCCCUCGAAAUAAUGUGGGAUCGGUAGUACGACCAGCAUCCGUUGUGUUUGGAUCAAUAGAUGAUGCCUCGGCCCCGUUAUCUUCAUCGCCGGCUGCCAUUCCCGCUGUAAAAACCGAAGUCGUAAAGUCUUUCGGAUCCGUACCUGCUACGUCUUCCAACCAUGUAAAUGGCAAAAGCUCAGCUUCUACAUCGGCCACAGGGUCGUCGAAGCAGCCUUCACGACCUUCCCUAUCAUCAACGCCCUCCAACUCCAGUGCGCUAUCCUCAACGGCCGCAACAUCAAGCGCAUCCACGCCUAAACCGUCUAGAGCAGACAUUGCAAAGCUCUUCCAGAAUCCCUCGUCAUCGUCUUCCCAACCGUCUUCUGACACAUCCUCUCCUUCCACUCGGCCCUCUACUUUACCUCCACAUCACCAGUCAUCGUCAUCUUCGUCGCAACAGCCACAGCAACCCUCGCAACUCGGCACACAUUCAUAUUCGCAGUUCGUGCCAAAUAGCAUGCGGCCACCGCAGCAGCCUUCUGGUACCCCACGUUCCCCUGCAUUCUCUCGUGCUGUGCCAAACGUGCAAGGCCAGUCUCGACAGGGAGCUGGCCCAGGGGGUCCGGGUGGCCCACCUAUCCCUGCCAGUCCCCGAAUGGCACCGCACCCACAUCAAGCACCUCCUGGAGGUAUAGCACCGCAGGUACCCAUGCAGCCCAUGUCAUGGGGCGGAUACUAUUAUAUGGAUCCAUAUCAACCACAACCUCCUUGGGGGUAUUAUGCUAUGCCCUCCCAACAUAUGCACCAACAGCCUCACCCGCAACAUGUCCCCCAUGUCCCCCCUCCCCAUCAACCUGGACCUCUUCCCAUGUCACCUCGUCCCGCAGCCCCCCAACUACCUGGCACGCCCACCAUGGCACAUGCUAUCCCACAUCCCCCUCAUACACCUCAACCACCUCCUUCCAUGUCUUCCCCACCGCCCACACCUUCUACCGCCAACGCACCUCGCCUUAACACGAACGCCCGCGACUUUGUUCCUGGCGGACGCUCUACAUCCAAGGUUACCAUCAAGAGCCAGGAUGGCAUGGAGGUGACGCUUGAUGCUCUCAAGAAGCACAGCCCCCAACCACCGACCGUUCCUAUCCCACCUGCAUCGCCUGUUGUGACCAGCCGGCGGCAACCUUCGGUUUCGGUACGCAUCGAGAGCGAGGAAUCGAAGCGCGCAAGAGAGGAGAACGCACGGAAAGAGCAGGAGAAGAAGGAGGAGGAGGAGCGUGCGAAGAAGGAUGCUAUAGACAAGAAGAAGCGCGAAGCAGAGGAAGAGGCUAAGCGGUUGGAGGAGGAAGAAGCUGCACGCAAGAGGAAGGCUGAGGAGGACCGAAUACGCAUGGAGGAGGAAGAAAAGGAGCGGAUACGGCAAGCAGAGGAAGAGGAGAAGGAGCGCCUACGCCAGGAGGAGGAAGACCGUCUUGAGGCAGAGCGGCGGGAGGCAGAGCAGGCACGCAUCGCACUGGAAGAGGAGGAACGGAAACAGCAAGAUGCUCUUGAGGCAGAGGAAGCUCAGCUUGAAGCGGAAGAAGCUGGUGACAUCGUUCAAACUCCAUCACCCGCCAGCGAGUCUCAAGAGCCAGAGGACGGCGAAGUCUCCGAGCAUGACGAAGCUUCUGUGCCUCAGCUUAACGGCGAUAGCGGGAAGAAAUUGAAGGAGUCACUUCGGAUAGAUACGUCUGCGAUGCCCCCUCCCACUGAGAUUCCACGAAGACGUCCUGGCCCUCUCGACCUUGCUUCAGCGAAGAGAGAUGUUUCUGCCCCUCUCCCCUUCCGCACUCCUUACCGCACGUGUCAUCGAGAAUCUCAGCGAGGUUGCGUACCCUGAAGGCAUCAAGAGCCCGAGGGUUGAGCUCAAUGCGAACGUCAAGGAUGGCCGAUUCAGGUAUACGACCGUGACUUUCUUAUGCAGUUCAUGCACAUUUGCAAGGAGAAGCCGCCUACCCUUCCUGCUCUCGAUGUCCUUGGCAUUGAACCCGUCGAUCAAGUAUCGUUUCCCAUGGCUCGUGGUGGCUCUGGACGUCAUCGGAACGCCUCUGGUGCGAUGCCCGCAU